ACGUGGAUGUACAUUAACCGGACUCGUGAUAAGCACGCACGAUUAUUAUUGUCGAAGUUAUUUCUAUUAAUUAUAUUUUAUGUAGAAAAUUGUCUUUGGAUAUUUCAUUUACAAUACAAGUUUUAGUUCAUUGAAGUGGACAUUUUAACAUUUAUUUCAAUACAAAGGAUCUGAUCAUCUUAAAGCCUGAUCAUGAGCAAUAAACAAAAAGCAAUAAAAAAAAUAAAGUCGUUAUGCUACGUAACACUAGGGGGUACCAUAGUUUAUCAAUUUAUUUACAUGAAGAAAGACUUCAAAGGUUAUUAUGAAAAUGUUCUUCAACCUGUGAGCCAGAAGAUUAGUCCUGAAUGGGCUCACAAAAUUGGAGUAACAGCUAUUAAAUAUGGUGUGUUCCCACCUGAGAACUAUGAUGAUCCAUCUGUUUUGAGAACAAAACUAUUCAAUUACAGUUUGAAUAAUCCAAUAGGCAUAGCAGCUGGAUUUGAUAAACAUGGAGAUGCUGUCAUUGGAUUGAGGAACUUGGGAUUUUCAAUGGUGGAAGUUGGAUCUGUCACACCAGAGCCCCAGCCAGGCAAUCCCAAACCAAGGGUGUUUCGACUUCCUGAGGAUAAGGCAGUCAUUAACAGAUAUGGUUUCAACAGUGUAGGCCAUGAUAAGGUGUACAAAAGAAUACAUAAUAUAGACAAAGCUUUACUAGAUAAAGGACUAUUAGGUAUCAAUCUAGGGAAAAACAAAACAACUGAACAUGCUAAGGAGGAUUAUGUUUUAGGUAUUAAGAAGUUCUCUGAUGUUGCAGACUAUUUUGUUAUAAAUAUAAGCAGUCCAAACACUCCUGGUCUUCGUUCACUUCAGAAGAAAGAGGAACUUCAAGAUCUGCUUACAGCAGUGAAUAGUGCCAGAGAGGCCAUAUACACAUUUAAUGGGCGAAAACAACCUUUAUUCCUCAAAUUAGCACCAGACCUAACAGUUGAAGAAAUGAAAGAUGUUGUGUCUGUUAUUACAAAGAAACCAAGUAAUGUAGAUGGUCUCAUCAUAUCUAACACCACUAUUGACAGGUCAUCUUUAGUGAAUCAGGAGUUUUCUCAUGAGGAUGGUGGACUAAGUGGAAAGCCACUGGCAAACAAAUCCACAGAAAUGAUAAAAACAAUGUACAAAUUAACAAAAGGUAAAAUACCAAUAAUUGGUGUUGGUGGUAUUUUCUCUGGACAAGAUGCAUAUGAGAAGAUAUUGGCUGGUGCAAGUGCAGUACAGAUAUACACUGCACUUAUAUACUUUGGCCCCCCAGUUGUGACUAAGAUUAAGACAGAGUUAGCUGAAUUACUUGAAAGAGAUGGAUACAAAAGUGUCAAUGAAGCCGUAGGCAAAGGUGUGAAACUAGGAUACUUUUUUUAAGUUGAAACUUGAAAGUGUAGAUGUGUGAACCUUAUGUAGCUGUAUAGUAUUAUGUUAAAAUGGACAUAAUUAUUGAGCUUUUUCAUUUUCUACAGCAUCUGAAAAACAAAAUAAUACUUUAAUGACUGAUUAAUAACUAAACUACCUCAAGACAACUUUAAUGAAACAAGAUGUAUAGAAGUAAUAUAAUAUAUUGUUGGUAUGUUGAUGUUUCAUAUAUUGUAUACAGUUAUUCACAUUUUAAAACAAACAAAAAUACACUUAAAAAUAAAAAUAAAUUAAAUGAUUCUCCUA
Messenger RNA from Pectinophora gossypiella (pink bollworm), 1686 nucleotides. RefSeq names its product dihydroorotate dehydrogenase (quinone), mitochondrial (gene Dhod). The transcript is spliced from 5 exons. The record is from RefSeq and is a predicted model, not a curated record. Gene Ontology annotation, biological process: pyrimidine ribonucleotide biosynthetic process; 'de novo' pyrimidine nucleobase biosynthetic process. Bases 193 to 1392 code for a protein of 399 amino acids. NCBI's taxonomy places the organism in Eukaryota, Metazoa, Arthropoda, Insecta, Lepidoptera, Gelechiidae. Gene Ontology annotation, molecular function: dihydroorotate dehydrogenase activity. Gene Ontology annotation, cellular component: mitochondrial inner membrane; cytoplasm.